AUGGAGUCUUCUGCUCUCCUCCCUGCUCGGGUGUCGGGGAGCACCGGCUGGGAGUCUCCCAGGGCUCUGUUUAUCUCCUCGGGCUCCGUCAUGUCGUGUUUCACACAGCUCUGGCACUCCAGCACCCCAGACUCUCCCACCAGCCCAGUCCCUGCCUCUCCCAGUGAAAUCCCCAUCCCCAUCAGCCCCAUUGUCGUCACCUCCCCGGGAGAUGGCAAGAGGAAGGCGAGGUCCCCGACUGACAAGCCGGGCUCUCCUCACCCCACGUCUCCCAAGCCGACCUCCCCCGUGGAGUGUUCCAUCUGCUUCAACACCUACGACAACACCUUCAAGACUCCCAAACUGCUCCAGUGCUCCCACGUCUUCUGCCUGGAGUGUGUGGCCCGGCUGAGCACCGGGCUGCCUCCCAACCAAGCAGAGGACCAGCUCCCCUGCCCCUUCUGCAGGCAGCUCACCAACAUCCCCUCGGAAGGUGCCCCAGCCCUCGAGACCAGCAAAGAGCUCCUGGCCACUCUCCCUCCUGAACUUCAGCAGGAGAAGGUGCUGUGGAUGGAAGGGACCAAGCUCUGCUGCCGCCAGGCUUCGGAUGACCCCGAGAAUCCCGACUCCUGCAUCUCCAUCGACGUGGCCAUGAGCAAACCCGAGAGCCCCGAGGCGCCUGCCGAGGGUCUGGCCGCCAGGCUGUCCCGCUGCGACAUGUGCGACGACUGGAAGCGCAUCGUGCUCCUCUCUGCCCUCAUCAUCAUCCUCUUCUGCAUCAUCCUCUGGCCUGUCCAGUGUGCCCUGAAGACGGGGAACCUGCGCUGCUUCACCAGGACUGUUGCCAUGAGCAGGCCAGAGUACCUGCCCCCGAAACACACCACGGUGGCAGCACCCGUCACGCAGCCACCCUCCUUCCAGUAG
This is a messenger RNA of Colius striatus (speckled mousebird), 903 nucleotides long. It is a transcript of the gene RNF223, whose product is annotated as ring finger protein 223. Gene Ontology annotation, molecular function: ubiquitin protein ligase activity. The record is from RefSeq and is a predicted model, not a curated record. The transcript is spliced from 2 exons. Bases 1 to 903 code for a protein of 300 amino acids. Gene Ontology annotation, biological process: protein ubiquitination. Lineage: Eukaryota; Metazoa; Chordata; Aves; Coliiformes; Coliidae.